Molecule: messenger RNA, 1345 nt
Organism: Cotesia glomerata
Lineage: Eukaryota; Metazoa; Arthropoda; Insecta; Hymenoptera; Braconidae
Product: retinol dehydrogenase 11-like
Exons: 6
Coding region: 333-1331 (332 amino acids)
Source: RefSeq, a predicted model, not a curated record
AGGGAAGAACCACUGGAAACCACACACUCAACACUUGGUUAGAGUGUUGAAGUUGCUACAAUCCCAUAACAUUUAUAUAUAAACUAGCCAAACCAAAGCAAACUUGACUCCCACCCGGUACAUUGAUAACGGUACUCAGUACAACAAGUAAUCCUUAUGCUUUCGUUGCAUUAACAAGAUAUGUGCAGUGCGAUAUAACGGGUUUAUAAAUAAUAAUCUCUCUAUGACAGUUAUGCUUGUAAAGUUUUUGUUGUCGAGUAUAUCUCUCAAGAUUUAGUACAUAAUAAUAUAAAUAAUAAGGAUCAAAUUUAAAUACACGAGUGGAUCCUAUCAUGUGGCCGUUUAGCCGUACAUGUCAAAGUAAAAUACGUCUAGUAGGUAAAACUGUCGUUAUCACUGGAGCUAAUACUGGGAUUGGCAAAGAGACUGCGCGAGAUCUUUACAGAAGAGGUGCGAGAGUCAUUCUAGCAUGCAGAGAUGUUGCUAAGGCCAAUGCAGCUGUAGAAGAGUUGAAAACUACGCCUCCGUCCAAGCCAGACCGCGAACAAUUCCAAGGAGACCCAGGUGAAUUGGUUGUAUGUAAGCUAAAUCUUUGCAGUUUAGCAAGUGUACGAGAAUGCGCGAAAACUCUGAACGACACCGAGCCGAAUAUUCACAUCCUUAUAAACAAUGCCGGUGUUAUGAUGUGUCCGUUUGGAAAAACAGAAGAUGGAUACGAAACUCAACUUCAGUCUAACCAUCUUGGACAUUUUUUGCUAACUCUUUUAUUGCUUCCGAAAAUAAAAAAUUCAACUCCAGCACGAAUUAUAAAUGUUUCUUCUAUGGCGCACUCUGUUCUAGGUGGUGACAUUUAUUUCGACGAUAUAAAUUUGGAAAAAUCUUACACUCCAUUAAAAGCUUAUGGACAAAGCAAACUGGCUAAUAUUUUAUUUACAACAGAGUUAUCUCGUCGUUUAAAAGAAGCCAAAAUAGAAGGAAUUACAGUUUAUUCAUUACAUCCCGGUGUAAUUUCAACGGAAUUAGGGCGUCAUUUAGACACGGCAUUUAUCAGAGGAGCUAGAGUCUUUUGGAAAUACGUAUCGGCUCCAUUCAUCAAGACUCCGGAACUAGGUGCUCAAACCACCUUGCAUUGUGCUUUAGACGAAGCUGCCGGUAAAGAAACCGGAAUGUAUUACAAGGAAUGCGCAGUUACAACUCCAUCGGCUAGAGCUAGAGAUGCAGAGCUAGCGCAGAAGUUGUGGGAUGUAAGCUGUAAAAUGGUCGGACUUGAACAGAAAGAUAAUUUGGCUGAAAUGUUGGCUAUACUCGCACGCGAAGUGUCAGCUAAAUAGAUUAAUAUACUUUU